UAAAUAUUAACUUGCAUGUGGAUAAGUGGAUUGCAUUCGAUUCAUCUUCAAAAUGGCCACGAAACUGUAUGUAGCUAAUUUACCGCCGAAUUGCACCGAAUCUACCUUACAUGGUCUGUUUUCAGCAUUUGGAUUAGUUACAGAACUUGACAUCAUAAAAAAUUAUGCCUUUGUGCACAUGGCAGCAAGCGAAGGAGCGCAGAAGGCGGUGGCAGAGUAUAACAACAUGAACUUGAAUGGGAACGUCAUCACUGUGCAGUUUUCGAAAAUUCAAAAUGUGAACCGAGGAAAUAAAUUUACUGUGAAGUAUGAUCGACCAGAUCGCCUUGGCAGGGGUGUAGGUGGUAACUUUAAUCGAGGGGGAUUUCGCGGGGGAGGCAGAGGUGGGAUGCCUGGAGACAUUGGACAUGGACCAGAUUUUAGGGGUCGUGGGGGAUUUCGUGGAGGCAGAGGUGGUGGUGAUCAUCUUCAUAGAGGGAAGCCAUAUGACAGGAAUCCAGGCCUUAGUCAUGGUCAGAUGGGUAUGGGUAGUAACAGUAACAAUUUGCAGCCCAUUCGCCCUGUAGGAUCAGAUGUAGGAGUGGCACAAAAUUCAAAUCCUCCAGCAAAAUUUAUUCCACCACAGCAGCAAAUACCAACACAACAACUACAGCGAGUGCCUGUGCUGCCAACAAUGCAGCAGACAAUGCAUGUUCAGCACAUGCAUCAUGUGCCAGUGGCAGCAGUUUCCCCACAAGUGCCACAGAAUCAUGUUGCAAAUACCAACCAGCAAAUGCUGCACCAUGCCGGGUUCCAGCCAGUACAGACCUUUGGUGAAAUGCAGCCUCAUGCACAAGCAAUGGCUCCUCAAAUGCAUGGAGCAAUGCAACAGCAACUUGUGACAGCAGUUGGCCAGCCAGUUUCAAAUGUCCAGCCAGUUAUGCAUAGCAAUGUGCAGCCUGCUGGAAUUGCUCCCCAACAGGGUUAUACUGUUUAUGAGAGGUAUGUUGACUACAGGAAUCCCCAGACUGGUGAAAUCACUGGUGUAGUAUCAAGUCAUCAAGUGCCACACGCAGGCCAGCCAGUGGGACAAAUUUACCAAACUGCUGCACAAUCAGUUAACAAAGACCCUUACGCCAAUGCACAAAUGAUGUAUGAAAGACAAGCUGGUGCCACUUCAAGAGCUGCUGUGUAUGCAAAUGCCUAUUACGGUAGCAGUCCGGCUACAACAAUGGUUUCUGGUGCAAAUGCAGUACAUCAGAUGCAGGUUGUAGCCCCUGGCAACAUUAUGCAACCAGUUCAGCUACAUUAUCAGUGAUGCUAUUAUUGCUUGGGGAUUUUCUCCUAUCUGAAAUCUUGCAUCUAAAAAUAAGGACAAAGGUAAUUUUUCACUUUUUACUCUGAAAAAUAUGCUUUGGAUACCAUGACAUCUUUUCUUCUAAGCUUUAAUAGUCACCCUUGAUUAUAUAUAGAAUUAUCGGUAGUUCAAAAAAAUGAAACUAUUCAGACAUUUUGUAACUACUUAGUCAACAACCUGUAGUUGCAUUUCUUUUUGUAAAAAUAUCUUCUUAUUUACUAGCCUUUAACUAUUUAUCCAUUGCUAGAACAUUUCAAGUACAAAUUCAGGACCUUAUCAGUAUGCCCCUAGCCAAAAUCAGUGCAACAAGGCAUACACAUACUGUAACUAAUUAAUGUAGCAGCACUGAACUGACAGGUGAAAUAUUCGAUAUUAUGUUAUACUCAAGAUUUUGCACUACAUGUUGUGUUAAUUUUCCAAAAGAAAUUUCACAUUGUAAAAUUACUAAUUCCUUGGUUGCUAUUGUGAUUUAUGGCUCCAGAGCUUUCUGUUCCUUCAAGUAGUAAGUUGGGCCCCUCCCUCUGGUUUGAGGGACUCUUUAGUUUCAUUUGCCUGCAUAGAAAUACUAAGCUUUUCUGUAGGAUUGCCAUUUUUGUGGAGGUCUUCUCGUAGAAGCUUCAUAAAAGUUGCAAUCGGUACUCGUUUAACACGCCUGAUGCUGGACUGGACAGAUUGUAGAAACAAAAUGCUGCAGACUUUAAGCAUGCUAUAUAAUUGUUUAUGUAGAUAAAUAUCAUAGAGAUGCUCGUUAUGAAUUUUGUUUAUCUCUUACUAUAUCUCAUUAGAAUGAUUACUUAGUAUUUACGUAUUUAUCGUCUAAUUUUUAUUUGUGAUAUCAGGAAUUUUAAAUACUUUUUUCUCUGCAUACCGUUCGUCUAGUUAAUUGAACUUGAUGCCAUGGGUCAUUGUUGAAUCUGUCACAAACGUAAUAUAGGUUUGGAUUUUACAAACCUUAUCAGCCUUUACUCGGAAAGGUGCAUUUGUUACAUACAUUUUGCGCCGAAUUUACCAUUUAUAGGAAUCUUGACCAAUAAUAACAUUAUCUUGCAUGUACUCUGUUUGACCCUCUAAGACUGAAUUAUCACGUCACAUUGAAUAGAAAUACAUAUAUAUACUGUCUGUCCAUGCGUUAUGCUUCCUUAGAGAGCUAUCAUCAGGCUGAAGAAUAUAAAAUAUAGGUAGGCAUAAAUCACUAUCGUUUUAAGAUAUUUCCAAUGGUAUCCCUAUUUGAAUCAACUAUCAUUGGAGCAGCUCUUGCUGGAGCAGCUCUUGCUGGACCAGCUUUUUGUUAGUUAAGUCUGCACUUAGGCUAGCUUUUUGUUGGAGCAGCCCUUUCUGGACCAGCUUUUUAUUGAACCAGCUCUUGCUGGACCAGAUUUUUUGGACCACCUCUUGCUGGACCACCUCUUGUUGGACCAGAUUUGUUUGACCAGCUUUCGUUGGACCAGACUUGUUGGACCAGCUCUCUCUGGGCUCAUCAGCAUCCAACUUCGAAAUCGUAACAUGUAUGCUCGUUACAUUUUCAAGUUAAUCUAAAUAUUUGUUUUUCUUGUUGUAUUUUAGAGUAAGUAAGGAUUGGUAUUAACUGCAAUUCAUGCGAUAGUAUGAUUUACAUUUAUCUUAAAUUGUGUCUCGUUAUUCAAAAGGCGACGAUUAAUUUAAUUUUUAUUUGA
Rhopilema esculentum is the source of this 3009-nucleotide messenger RNA. RefSeq lists its product as uncharacterized. The record is from RefSeq and is a predicted model, not a curated record. Gene Ontology annotation, molecular function: mRNA binding. Gene Ontology annotation, cellular component: nucleus. Lineage: Eukaryota; Metazoa; Cnidaria; Scyphozoa; Rhizostomeae; Rhizostomatidae.